Ostrinia nubilalis (European corn borer) is the source of this 1857-nucleotide messenger RNA. It is a transcript of the gene ppk23, whose product is annotated as sodium channel protein Nach-like. Gene Ontology annotation, cellular component: plasma membrane. The transcript is spliced from 9 exons. Gene Ontology annotation, molecular function: ligand-gated sodium channel activity. Gene Ontology annotation, biological process: sodium ion transmembrane transport. Bases 417 to 1781 code for a protein of 454 amino acids. The record is from RefSeq and is a predicted model, not a curated record. NCBI's taxonomy places the organism in Eukaryota, Metazoa, Arthropoda, Insecta, Lepidoptera, Crambidae.
UUAAUACUCGACACAUAAUAGUUUGAUGAAAGUGAAAUUUAUCACUUUUGUUUCCUUUAUUCAUACACAGAUCCCAAGGUGGGUGAAUAAAAUGUCUACAUAUCGAAGUUGUUAUUUUGCUGUAAGACUGUUCAGUUGUUGUUGAGUUGUUGUAGGUACACUGUUUUAAAACAUUAUGCGUGUUUGAAUUGUAACAUUGUAAUGCUAUAAUAUUUCAUGGCACACUUUUAAACGGCUUUUAGAUGUCGUUACAGGAUAACUUUUAAUAGGCAAUACUUAUGACAUUACGUAUGUCACGCAAUGGGCGGUCGAUAUUUUUGAUAUUAUCGGCCUAGCGUGAUUCAGUAUGUUUAUUGCCCAACUGUGCAUCAUAUCAGUGGUUACGGAGACGGUUGAAAAAUGUGUAAAAUAAAAAUAUGAGGGUUCACCCUGAAGGAUCGAAGCGAAAGAAUGGAUUUGUGGACGAUGAUGGCAAGUCCUCGGACGGUGGACCUUUGUCAUUGCUGGCCACCAGCCUUCGCCAUCAAACGACUGAGUUCUUUAACAACUCCACGCUGCACGGUGUGCGUUACAUUGCUGAAAAGGAACGACCGUUCUGUGAAAAGUUUAUGUGGUUUAGCUUUACGGCUGUAGGUGCUGUGACCACUUGCAUCAUCAUUGUUAGUUUGUGGGAAAAAUUUCAGACCAAUCCAACAAUUACAGGUUUGGAUACGGAUUUCCACAAUUGGGACGUGCCGUUUCCAGCUGUCACAUUGUGCGAUGUAAAUCCCGUUGAUGAUGAACUUCUCCAAGAAUACAUAGAAUCCGUUUAUGGUUCUGAAGUGCCUGAGGAUAUUGAGGCAAUGCUCCGAUGGCUCGCCACGCUGAGCUAUCAGUCCAUUGCCGAUCCUAGCGGGGUCUUUUUAAAAAAUGACAAGCUGAUGGGCAAGAACGAUAAGGAACCUCCUGCGCCUAUAACAGAUCCGAAGGAUGCCGUUUUUAAAAUCGUACGUCGCUGCGAUUCGCUAUUCUAUGACUGCGAGUGGAAAGGAGACUCGGAGGAAUGCUGUGAUCUGCUUGUGCCGGUGUUUACCGAGAUGGGAUUUUGCUAUGCUUUCAACUCUAGGCACGCUGAAAAAACAUGGCCGUGGCAAACUCAACCGCAACCGGAUCAAUUCGCAGAAGCGUUUAUACACGAGACAGAUGCAAAAUGGUCGUUUCUAUUUAAUUCUUAUCGUAACGACACUACAAUUGACGUCUACAUACAUUCCACGGAAGAAGCGGCCGGCUUAGAGCAAAGCGCUCAACACUCGUGGGACCGGCGAGUGGAAAAAGUGUCAUUUUCCGUGAAACACACGUACACUACAGAAGACGCCCGGCAGUUGUCUAUACGCCAGCGCCGCUGUAUCUUCGCAGAUGAGCAGAAACUAGAAACCUCCAACAUUUAUACGUAUUCCACUUGUAUGAGGCAGUGCCGUAUGCAGAGGAGUCGAGCUUUUUGCAAAUGUGUGCCGCACUUUUAUCCGACCACAAAGGGCUACAGAUUUUGUACAGUUCCCGAACUAAAGUGCAUAGCGGAUAACGUAGACGCGAUCACGGACGUGACGCGUUGCUCGUGUGAGCUGGGCUGCAAACACACAGUUUAUGAAGUGGAGAAGCUUACUGAAAUUGACUCCAUGAAAGCAUCAGGCUCGACAAGUUCACUGGAAACAGAGUUCGUGUCGUGGCCAAUGGUGCGGUACAAACGCGAGGUGCUCUUUGGUUGGGUUGACUUGUUAGGUAAGCAUUACGUCGUUCAUUGACUUUUUUCGUACUGUUUUUCUUGUUGUAUUUUUCAUUAUGCAAUGUUUGACCCGUCUCCGUAAUAUACGAAUGUCC